Molecule: messenger RNA, 5212 nt
Organism: Cydia pomonella (codling moth)
Lineage: Eukaryota; Metazoa; Arthropoda; Insecta; Lepidoptera; Tortricidae
Exons: 1
Coding region: 4433-5212 (259 amino acids)
Source: RefSeq, a predicted model, not a curated record
AUCUUAGGUAGGCAUAUUUAUGAAAAUGAUUGAAAAAUACCUAUGUAGAAUUGUAGGCUUAGUAUUGACUUAAAACCUUGUAUGUUAUGACUAGCUUUUGACCCUAACAUACGUCGACCAUUAUACCUACAUAAUUGUUCGAUUACAAUAUACAAAUCUCAUAAAUGUAGUCCCUAUACAUUUUAGUUAAGUAAUCAGGCGCGGAUACAAGAUUUGGCUUAGGGGGGGGCCAUUUUGAGAAAAUAAUAUAUUUUUGCACAGAAAAUAAGGUAAAAAAAAUGUUACUCAAUUAAGUAAUGUGAGAGCCAGGGUUUUAGGGGGGGGCCAUUGCCCCUAUGCCCCCCCCCUUGUAUCCGCGCCUGUAAGUAAUAUAACUUGUUGCAUAAGAUCGUUAUUCGUCAUGGCCAGAAUAAAAAUAUACAAUGGUAAAAAUACACAAUAUUAUAAAUUUAUGCGAAAGUAAUUCUGUCUGUCAGUCAAACUGUUGACUCUUCACACUUACACCACUGAAGCGAUCUAGAUGUAACUUGGUAUGGAGAAAGGUUGAGUCCCGGGGAAGGACAUGGGAUAGUUUUUAUCAGCAUAAUUCGACGCUGACGAACUCACGGGCAGUAGUUUGUAAGGUGAGGGGGGCGAAGUGCGCCAUGCCGUCCAAGUGCGCACUUAAAUCGGCAUGCAGCAUUUCACCCUCCUCACCUAAUGCAAUAUUCAUCACAAUGAUCACUAAAUCAAUAAGACUGAGAACUUGGUACUUACAUAUAUAUUUGUAGCAAAGAGAUACGAGGGGUGAUCCAAAAGUAAUGAUAAUCAGUAUGAAAGAUACAUCACAUGUUUAAGUUGUGUUGUUAUUCAAUCUAGUCUUUUAUAGACUCGAUUUAUAUUUAUCGAUAUAUUCGAGCUUAUAUACUCACAUAGACCGUCGUUUCUCUAGACCUUCUGUUCAUAUUAAAAAAAAAUGUUUUUGUUGACCCUUAAGAAAUGCCUUCACAGCGUCCAUUACCUUGCUAUCAUCCAAAAAUGUGUUCCUUCUAAGGUGUUCCUUUUGCCGUGGAAAGGAAUAAAAGACGCUGGGGGAUAUAUCUGCCGAAUAUGGGCGGUUUUUCGAAACCUGCAUGAUGUAUGGUAACCACUGCAACAUCAGCCUUAUAGGGGGGGGGGGGGGGGUCUAUUCUUCAGCUGUUACCUAGGCACCCAACGAGCGGAUACAGUUUUCAUAUGUAAUGAAUGCGUUAAGAUUUUUUUAAUACUGCCGCUAAUUCAAUGUGUACUAAAAAUUUAGUAGACAAUUUUUUUUUCAAACAGAAGAACUUAGUAACGUCGCUCACUUCAGUUAUCGCCAUUUCCACGAAUUUUUUCCGACAACUCACGAGUAAAUGGAUUUAUCUCACUAACAAAUAUAUACUAUUUAAUUUUUUGAUUACUAUGUACUAGCCAGAAACGCUUUAAAAAGUUAUACCUUUUUUUUCUGUUUUCAUCCCCUAAUAGUACAUUACGAUACAAGUGCGAAAAAUAGGAAAUUCGAAACGAGUGGCGAUAUAUUAAACCACGACCGAAGGGAGUGUUUUAAAUCGACACGAGUUGCGAAUAACCUAUUCGCACAUGUAUCGUACAACGUUUUACAGUACAUAUGGCCCUUUAAAUGUUCGACACAGUGACGUAAUAUGCUAAUUUUCGCACUAGUGCGGUAAAGUAGCACCAUAUGUACUGUAAAAGUAUUUAAUUAUCAUUUCAUUACUUUAGGGUUACCCCUCGUAUUAGUUGUUAGAUGUGAAGUGUUAGAAAAAUCGUUUGCCCGAAUUUAACAGCUUAAGUAGAUGACGUUAUGCGGCGCUAUGUUUUGUUGUAUCUGAAUUGUCAAAUGUCAACUUUAGACAACCAGGGUUACAGCAUAAUGUACGGAACCGUACAGCGCCAUCUUCAUUAGCCGUCAGUUCGAAACAAUAACUUGUCUAAAGCCCCAUUUACACGGUUCAAGAACUUGCAUGCAAUUUUCGUUACAAUGCGGAAUUUGGUCGAUCGACUGAAUUCAUUUUACUUUUUAGUUAGAGUUAGAAGUAUACAUUGAAUAUUGCACGCAUGUUCUCGCCUCGCCUCCCGUGUCAAGGGCUUUAGACUUUACACGUCUUAUACCUACAAUCAAGUAAUCUUUGUAGUCCACCUGAUGAAAGUACUUGGAUAAAAGAGACGUGCCUCGUCAUUGCUGUAAAUGGCAUUGUUGAUUAUUUUUAGAAUUUUACAUUUAUGCGUUUAUCACACUGAUGCGGAUUAGUAAUGAACAUGCCCGGAAAAUCAUGUUUUUUCACCGGGUUUUAUUGAAAUUCUCUGUUUUUUCACGAUUUUUCAGAAAAAUAAAAAAUAUAAAAUCAAAAUAUUCCUUUAAAGAAAUAUUUCCCCGUAAACAGUUCUCCCGAGAUCUACAGCUCACAGAGCCGCUUAUAUUAUCUUCAAAGCAACUAGAUUAGGAAAUCAUGAUAGGUAAAUCAACUUAUUCUUUUCAGUCGUUGGCACGGUUUCGGUCUCCUGGGUCACUCUUAUAACCUCGGUUUUAUAGUAUUUAAAUUAACCAAACAUGCAUUUUUGUGGUUAUAAGAUCAUUACACAAUGAGCUACCUAUCUUUUAAGCGCCACUUACACCAUCCCACUAACCUGGGGUUAACCGGUUAAACCAUUAACUUAGUAUCAAAUUGUACUGGUAACUAUGGUAACUCCAGGUUUAACCGGGUAACCCCGGGUUAGUGGGAUGGUGCAAGUGGCCCGAAGCAUGUUAGUAUAUCGUUAUAAAUAUAUUGCUUCUACCAAACUGGGCCCUUAUUCGACAUGCUAAAAGUGACGUUUCGUGUUGAUUUCCAUUUGAUGUGAGAAAUAUUGUGACUUGUCGAAUUGCUAUUAUCGCCACCUGUCAGUGAACAAUAUCCACACUAGAGGCGGGGCGUUGUACCGGAAUAGUUUUUGGAACAGGUUAUUUGUAAUAGACUACUUUUAGCUUGUCGAGUAUUUAAGAGUACGGACUUUGAUUUCUGAAAUAAAACAAAUAUGAAACUUUUAUCACCUCGUACCUCCAUUCUUACCGUUACUUUAGGUAAAAUAAAAUUUUGUUAACAGAUGCUCGUCUGGGUGUCUGUUGUAUCUAAAAAUAAUGUAAUAAUAUAUAACAAAAAUAUGACAAUAGAUUCAUAGCCUUCACUCAAAACGUCACCAUAUUUCCGACCCUUACCGAAAUAAUAAGUCGAUAUUUGUAUAAAUAAUCCUUAUUUGUAAGACGCCUAAGCACGGCAAAUACGUAAACUGCCUAUUGGGGGUCAUACUCGUAAAACUGGUAUUUUAGACGUACUUUUGGUACGAGUAACAGAGACGUACUUUUGGUACGCAGUCCCAGCUCUAGUCAGGAUUCUAGUUGUCAAAUAUAAGCGUGUCGAAUACGUAUUAGUUAACUGUCAAAUGAAAUUAGAUCAACGGUAGACUUUUUUGUCGAUGGGUAUGGCUGCCAUGUUUGGAUUUAUGACAUUUAAAAGGGGAUCCUAAGGCAGAGAGUAGUUUUACCUGUACGAUUUUGAUUCUUCUACUGGACGCAAGAUGGAGUUAGCUGCCAAAUUCCUAUCAGGCUGACGCAACUAGGAAGAAAAAGUUUUGUAUGGAAUUUGUUUCGCAAAUCAUUGCCAACGAAGAAAAAGAAAACGUCAGUGCUAUUUAUUCUGUUAAGUUUACAUCAAGUCUACUGUCAGCCUAAUUGCUUUGUUUGUUUUGAAGGCUUCAAUGUUUUGUUCGGGUAUUUCGUGUAAUUUCUUUAUUAUUUAGUGCAAAAAUCGAAAAUAGUCAACCGUGAUCAGAGUAAAGAGCGAGUUUGUUACAAUGCCAGCGAGAAAACGGUUUACUAAGUGUGAAAUAUGUGGCAAGCGGACUUACUACGGAGGGAGGCGCCACUGAGCCAUUGUUUACAUUACUCUCCGUAUUUUUAAAUAAAAAGAAAUGUUUUCCCCGAGAAAUAACUGUUAAAAAGUGCAAGUGUGAUCUAUUUAGUGACAAUGAAUCGUGUGAACAAAUAGACAUCUGAAAAAUAUUGACAAUAAUUGGUGAAAACUACAAAAAUACGUCUGGAACUGUGAUUACCUACAUACCCACCUAUCUAAAAAGUGACAAAAGAUUUGUGAAAAAAUUAUUAAUGAGAAGUCAAUUCAAGAUAUGACUUAUUCGUGAUAUUUAUUAAAGUGAACUAAACAAGUGGAAUACAAUAAUUGACUUUAUAUCGCAGAAUCCAUGGUGAAAACUCAACUGUGUUAUUGAUAUUAGCGCCAUCUAGCGAUUAAUGUUGGAAUAAUUACAAUAGCCACUAAAGUAAAUUAUAAGCUACUCUUAAUCAGUCGAUCGCUUUAACCAAGAACAAAUUUCUUCUACAAAAUUUAAAUAGAGGGCGCGAAAAUCAAAGUUGAGCAAAAUGAAUGUAAUAGAAAAACUUUUAACGGAAAUGAGAAAUGAGAUGCAGGAAAAAUUUGCUAACAUAGAAAACUCCAUAGCCAAAUCUGAAGAAAAAAUUACGGCCAAUAUCAUAAGCAAUAUGAAUGAAAAAUUCAGCACCUUAUGCGGCGAAGUGAAUUCUUUACGCACCUUAACAGAAGAACAAGAAAAGAGGUUAAACGAAAUAGAAAAGAAGUCAGUUCAGAGGAACCUAGUAUUUUUUGGCAUAGAGGAAGGUGAAAAAUCAUAUCUAGAAUUGGAAGAAAAACUACACAAAAUUACAAAGGAAAAAAUGAAAUUAAAUAUAUCUGCAUCAGAAAUAGAAUCUGUUAGAAGGAUUGGCAUAAAAGGGAUUAAAACCCGACCAGUAUCCGUUACUUUCACAACCCUAGGAACAAAAAUUAAAAUUUUAAAGAAUAAAAAAUUAUUAGAAGGGUCUGGAUUAUAUAUUAAACAUGAAUAUCCGGCAAAAAUAUUAAAAAUCAGGGAAGAUUUAAAAUCACAACAAAAGCUCGAAAAAGAGAAAGGAAACGAGGCUUUUAUUCGCUACGACAAGCUAAUAAUAACAACCAACAAGAAAAAAACCAGUAACAAAAGACCACCAUCAUCAUCUCCAUUGCAAUCACACGAUGAAAGCUCCGAAACAAGGGAAUUACUAAAAACAACUAAGAAACACAAAGUUAACAAUCUCAUAACAGAAUACAUGAAACCUUCUGAAAGCACGAGCACUGAAGUGACAGAUCGCAGCAUGACGGCAUGA